AUGUGUCUUGGGGGUGCGUCAAACUGGUCCGUGGACAAACCACCGGCAGGAGACACCGAGGCCGUCGCACAACGCUGCUCCAGAUUGCUCAAAGCCGUUUCAAUGCCAAAGUACAGCAUGCACAGAGAGAUCCCAGACCGAACGACCGCCCAAAAUUACACAAAAGCCCACUCCAUUCCCCCCCGCCCGUUCUUUUCGUUUUCCAAUAGUGCUCGAAUUUGCGAAUCAGCGAGGCCAAAGUGCUGCCUCAGAAUUCUCCAGAGUGUGUCACGUUCCCAAGCUAUCUCUUGUUGCAAGGCCGGGUCGUUGCGUGAGUGCUGUGCUUGUGACAGACGUUCCACCUCGGCAGCUCGAGUAGGUUGGAAGAAUGGUGGUCCUCCCCUGAUGCUACCCUCGUCGUUCGGCGUGACGUUGUUCGUGAAUUCUGCCGCAGAAGCGCGUGGGGUACAAGGAGAAAGAGGCGCCAAAGAGGCGGGCGGUGAGAAGGAAGCCUGUCUAUUUGAAGAUACGGUUGUUGUAGAUGAUCGACGACCAUAG
Molecule: messenger RNA, 537 nt
Organism: Cladophialophora immunda
Lineage: Eukaryota; Fungi; Ascomycota; Eurotiomycetes; Chaetothyriales; Herpotrichiellaceae
Exons: 1
Coding region: 1-537 (178 amino acids)
Source: RefSeq, a predicted model, not a curated record